CUCACCUGCCUCCUCCUCAUAACCCAACCUCUUCAUAAUGACCCGUCUCUACAGCAAGGCUCGUAUCCUGGGUCACCAGAGGUCGAAGCACGUCUCGCACCCCAAGACGUCGCUGAUCAAGAUUGACAAUGUGGACUCGCCCGAGGACGCUCAGUUCUACCUGGGAAAGCGCAUUGCCUACAUCUACAAGGCUCCCACUGACCGCAAGGGAUCGAAGGUUCGCGUCAUCUGGGGCCGAGUCACUCGCCCUCACGGCAACUCUGGUGUGGUGCGAUCCAAGUUCCGCACCAACAUCCCGCCGAGGGCUUUCGGUGCCAGUGUCCGAGUCAUGCUGUACCCUAGCAACAUCUAAGUCUGCAUGACUUUGAAUUGUUAGAUCCUCAUCAGACCCUUCUACUGCGUCUGCUCUGGCUGCACCGCGCUGGUAGCCUCAGACUUUGCCCACCUUGUACGCCUACAGAUCCUCUCGCCUCUUUUCUUUUUUCCAGCAUCUGUUGAUGUUUCACCAUCAAUGCCAAACCAACGCAUACGAAAACGAGACAAAGCUCUGUGUGGAUGUGAACGGGAAGCUGUGAACGGGAAGCGGGGAGACUCUUGAGGGGCUGAGAGCGGGCCGUACGCAUUGCAUGAUGUCGUCUGGCUCCAGCUUCGGAGAUUAUGACAGGUGAACAAUUGAUUGCCAAGUGAUGCCUGACCGCCGCUCAGAGAUCUCGACCACGGCGAUCGAA
This is a messenger RNA of Microstroma glucosiphilum, 728 nucleotides long. RefSeq names its product 60S ribosomal protein L33-A-like protein. The transcript has 3 exons. The record is from RefSeq and is a predicted model, not a curated record. Lineage: Eukaryota; Fungi; Basidiomycota; Exobasidiomycetes; Microstromatales; Microstromataceae. The coding region runs from base 38 to 352 and encodes 104 amino acids. Gene Ontology annotation, molecular function: structural constituent of ribosome. Gene Ontology annotation, cellular component: ribosome; cytosolic large ribosomal subunit. Gene Ontology annotation, biological process: ribosomal large subunit biogenesis; cytoplasmic translation.